GAGACAAAGAUACUUUAGGUGUGUGUAGUGUGUACAUUUGACAAACUAUAAGACAGAAGCACUUGAUUAAGAGUCUUUACACCUCUAGUCUUUACAUAAGCCACUCAAAAACAUAUGACACUUCUUCAUUAAACAGUUUAGUACUAACAAAAUUUUAUACUCAAAUUAUGACAGUGAAGAUGAAGAUAACAUGGCAAUCUUUGUUUCCUAAAUGUGGCAAGAGUGAAAAGCAUUCAUGCAUGAUUCAGAAUAGAGUCAUUCCUAAGCAGAGUUCAGUGUCCAGGGUUUCGAUUUCGGAUUUUAGUUCUUCAUCAGUGCUCUCAGAGGAGCUGUCUAAUUCCCUUGUAGGAUCCAAUCUUUAUGAUUUUACAUUAGCAGAACUUAAAGUGAUCACACAUGGGUUCUCACCGAGUAAUUUUCUUGGGGAAGGAGGAUUUGGACCAGUACAUAAGGGGUUCAUUGAUGAGAAUCUUAGGCCUGGCUUGAAGGCUCAGUCUGUUGCUGUUAAAAAUCUUGAUUUAGAUGGCUUGCAAGGCCAUAAAGAGUGGCUGACUGAAGUGAUAUUUCUUGGACAACUGAGGCAUGAGCAUAUGGUGAAGUUGAUAGGAUAUUGUUGCGAAGAUGAAAAUCGACUGCUUGUUUAUGAAUACAUGCCUCGAGGGAGCUUAGAGAAUCAGCUCUUCAGAAAAUAUUCGGUGCCAAUUCCAUGGUCCACAAGAAUCAAAAUUGCCCUUGAUGCAGCGAAGGGCCUGGCUUUCCUCCACGAAGCUGAAAAACCUGUUAUAUACCGCGAUUUUAAGGCUUCCAACAUUUUGCUAGACUCUGACUACACUGCGAAACUCUCAGAUUUUGGACUUGCAAGGGAAGGUCCAGAAGGAGAUGCCACACACGUCACAACACGAGUAAUGGGCACCCAUGGCUAUGCUGCCCCUGAAUACAUGUGCACUGGUCAUUUGACUGCAGCAAGUGAUGUGUACAGUUACGGAGUUUUACUCUUGGAGUUAUUAACAGGACGAAGAGCAAUGGACAGGAGUCGGCCUAGUAGAGCGCAGAGUCUAGUGGACUGGGCAAAAUCAUCACUGAGAGAACCACGAAAGCUUGGCCGAAUAAUGGACCCAAAACUUGAAGGCCAAUACUCAGAAACUGCGGCUUUAAAGACAGCUGCAUUGGCAUACCAAUGCCUUGGUCAGAGGCCAAAAUCUAGGCCAACCAUGAGGACAGUGAUUAAAACUUUGGAACCGCUAACAAAUUUUGAUGGCGUUACAGAUGCAUUCGUCUACACAGUAUCAAUAAACAGCAAUGAGGCAAAGGAAGAUUGAAGUGUAUGAAAAGAACCAGAGGCAUUAAGAUCUCAAUUAGUCUAUAUUUGGGUUCUCAAGUGGUGCUCUGAAGGAACUUGGAUAUGUAACUAAUUUGUAGUGUUUGAAACUUGAAGUUUAUAGAUAUGCAGCUGUAGAACUUGCUCACUUGUUCAUUAUGAUCCAUAUAUAUUUUCCGUUGAAUUUUA
Molecule: messenger RNA, 1507 nt
Organism: Daucus carota subsp. sativus
Lineage: Eukaryota; Viridiplantae; Streptophyta; Magnoliopsida; Apiales; Apiaceae
Product: serine/threonine-protein kinase RIPK
Exons: 5
Coding region: 168-1319 (383 amino acids)
Biological process (GO): protein phosphorylation
Molecular function (GO): protein kinase activity; ATP binding
Source: RefSeq, a predicted model, not a curated record